AUGUACUUGACCAAAAAACUGGGCAAAAAAUCGAAAGGUUCUGAUAAAACAUACUACGCUGCGGUUGAAGAACCAUGCACAAAUUAUAUUGUACAAUUCGGUGCUCCGCAUGAUAUCUUUUCAUCAACUUGCAAGAUUCUUAAGGCAAAGCUAUUUGUUGAUGGGCAAUGGGAUCACACUUGCAUGCAACUUCAACAAUCGAGAGUCAAAGCGAGUAAAGAUGGAUUUUUCGAUGAACAACGAUAUAAAAAUUUGUUUAAAUUUGAUGUCACAAAUUGGAUAGAUGACGAUUCUAGGGGAGAUGCCCAAUUUGCAAAAUCAAAAUUUGGAGGAAUUGGAGCCAUCUCCGUUUACUUUUAUAAAGCUAAAGGUUUGGAGAAAGUUGAAAGAAUAAUUAGUAAUAACAAAGAUAGAAUACAAAAAGUACAAGUUCUUGAAUCAACUGGAAUUGGAAUGGGGAUAAAACUUUCUACAGGCUUUGAAAAAAGUCAAAACGUCAAAGUGGCCUCGAACAAAAUGUUAAGUAGUUUAUCAACAAUACCGGUGGCCGCUUUACACAUUCAUUAUCGACCAGAAAGUUGGCUACGUGCGAGAAGUAUUCUUUUUGAUGACAUCCAGAUAAAGAGCGAAAUAGGUAUUGGGGAUGAAUUCAAAAAUAUCAAGAAUGAGAGUGUGAUUAAGCAGGAGUAUGAGGAAAUUAAGUCUAAAGACAAUAAUGAGGGGUGCAAGAUUUUAGUUAAAAGAGAAUUCGCAAGUAUUGAAGAAAGAAAACAGGAAUAUGAUGGUAUAAAGUCAGACAUAAUAAAGAAACGAUUCAAAGAAGAUGCGAAGCCUGAAAAAGAUUAUUUGAGAAAUGAAUUAAAGCAGUACAAAACAUUAUCGGUAGCGAAACAUGAUAUAGAUGUAAUAUUGCUGAAACAAAGAAGAUUAGAACGUGAAAAUGGCGUUAAAAAUCAUACCUUGUUAAAAUUAAAGAGAUAA
Molecule: messenger RNA, 981 nt
Organism: Funneliformis caledonium
Lineage: Eukaryota; Fungi; Glomeromycota; Glomeromycetes; Glomerales; Glomeraceae
Source: the annotation of a GenBank genome assembly